This is a messenger RNA of Triticum aestivum (bread wheat), 646 nucleotides long. RefSeq names its product sm-like protein LSM3A. Gene Ontology annotation, biological process: mRNA splicing, via spliceosome. NCBI's taxonomy places the organism in Eukaryota, Viridiplantae, Streptophyta, Magnoliopsida, Poales, Poaceae. The transcript has 3 exons. Gene Ontology annotation, molecular function: RNA binding. Bases 101 to 394 code for a protein of 97 amino acids. The record is from RefSeq and is a predicted model, not a curated record.
ACAAGGAAGAAAAAAAAAGAACGCCGCGGAAGUGAAGCAGCUCGAUUCAGAAGCUAGGGUUUGGGGAGCGAGCAGCGGAAGGGAGUAGCAGCCGGCGGCGAUGGCGUCGGAGGAGGAUGUGGCGGUGAAGGAGCCGCUGGAUCUCAUACGGCUCAGCCUCGACGAGCGCAUCUACGUCAAGCUCCGCUCCGACCGCGAGCUCCGCGGCAAGCUCCAUGCGUAUGAUCAACAUCUCAAUAUGAUACUUGGAGAUGUAGAAGAGAUAGUGACUUCCAUUGAAAUUGAUGAUGAGACUUACGAGGAGAUUGUUCGUACCAGCAAGCGCACCAUCCCCUACCUUUUUGUCCGAGGAGAUGGCGUGAUACUGGUUUCGCCGCCCUUGCGGACCGUCUGAAGUCAGGGCGGAACAACUACCAUUCAAUGGGCAUUGGCAGCAGCGCUAUCGGGAUGACAUGCAUCGGCUUAUUCAUAAUUUCCUGGACUCGCGAGACACCGCAUAGCUUGAGUUAAUCAUCCAUGUAUCCUGAUACAAAGAACAAAAAAAAAACACUGAACUCGACUUGUGUUAUGUAGAUCGAUCUGAAUCCGGCGCCUGUUCGUCCAUUGUUAGACCACAAUCACCAUAGUGGAGGGAAGCUUGAGUUAA